Molecule: messenger RNA, 1501 nt
Organism: Cynoglossus semilaevis (tongue sole)
Lineage: Eukaryota; Metazoa; Chordata; Actinopteri; Pleuronectiformes; Cynoglossidae
Product: ras association domain-containing protein 8-like
Biological process (GO): signal transduction
Source: RefSeq, a predicted model, not a curated record
CGUCUGCUCAUCAGGAAGAGCCACAUUCCAGCACUUGACUCCUCCCACUCCAGAGUAUCAGUGGAGUGUUGUGGUGACGCUCACCUGCUGCCGACAUCAGUCAAAGACAAACAUUGGCACUGAGCUACAGGGAAGUUGAAUUAACAGGUGACUUGUGACUCCUCCUCCUGUCUAAUGGAGCUCAAAGUGUGGGUAGAGGGCGUGGUCAGAGUGGUCUGCGGCCUAUCGAUGCACACUUCCUGUCAGGAUGUUGUUAUAGCUCUUGCACAAGCAAUAGGGCAGACUGGUCGUUACACCCUCACACUAAAGCUGCGUGGAAAUGAGAGACAGCUACUUGCCACAGAAAGUCCUCUUCAGCAUUUGUCCCAGUUAGGACAACUGGCUUCAGAGGCCCAGUUCUUUCUGCAGAGGACUGGUUCCAGUCUCAGUGAGGGUCCAGACAAACCAGGCAGAAACAGACGUCUUCCCCUGCCCAGGACCACAGAACCAGAGUCUGUCAAAGGUGCAGAGCCCCACAAAGCUUUUACUUUCAGUUUAGGUUCUUCAUCAAGCCACAAAGCUUUUACUUUCAGUUUGGGUUCUUCAUCACAUUACCAGGAGGCUAAAGCAAACAGAACUUCAUCUCCUUCACCGGCGGCCUCCACUGUCACUUUCUCUGAUGAUCUCAAAACUAAUGCCACCGAGGAGGAGUUAUUCAGGCAGAUUCUGCAGCAGAGAAGGCGACUACGGGACCUCGAGAGUCAGGUUCAAGCCCUGGAAAGAGAGUCAUGGCUGUGGGAGCAGAACAUGUCAGCUGCGAGAGUUCCAAGUGUGAGUGUAGGGUUUUCAGAUCAACUGGAGGAACUGGAGCAGCAGCUGAGGCAGAAUGAGGAAGAGUUGAUUCACAGCACACACUGGGAAGAACAGAUGCAGCGUGAGAUGGAGAGAGAACAAGACAUGCAGAGACAACUACACCAGAUACGCACAUCCAUAGAAGAUCACAGUGGACAGAUUAUGGAGCUCCAAGAUCGAUCUGGGCAUCUGGAGCACGACAUACAUCGUACUGUCCACAGACAAAGAUCACAGCCCUCGCCGUGGCAGCAGAAGGAGUCUCUGCUGCCCCUGAGACAGGAGCUCCUCCACCGCCAGUCCCAGAGCCAAGAACUGGAAGCCGUGUUGUCUGAGAUGCAGGAUGAGCUCCAAGUGGCAGAGCGAAUGAAACAGGACCGAUGGGAGCUGAUCGAGGAGCUGAAUAAGGAGCUGCGACAGUGUAACCUGCAGCAGUUCAUCCAGCAGACUGGUGUUUCACACACUGACCAGACACACGGCCUCCCAAUGGCUGAAGGGUACCUCAGCACUGCUGGUGUUAUAGAGUAGACAGAACCACAGGAGAGUCAGUGUCAGAGGAAGUUUAAUGUACAUUAGAAUCAGAACUGUUUGACUUCAGCACCAUGUAUUUAAAAUGUUCAGAACGCAGCUUUAAGGUAACAGAAUGUUAAGAAAACGGCAGAUUCACAUUAAA